UACACAGUAUGGCCGGCGAUAUUAGCUAGCACUCGCUAACGGUAUUCUCUGCAAAAGGGAAGACGGUAACUCAAGAAAAUAAACACCUGGAUUGCUUAAAGGACUGUACCUCAAUAAAUUAUAUCUGAUCGAGGAAGGAUUAAUUAAGCUGAAAACGUUACCAUCGACGUUUGGUAUUUUUUGUUGGGUGUCUGUUGUCUCACGAUGGAAGAUAACGGUGCACAUUUCUUCGAGGGGACUGAGAAGCUGUUGGAGGUGUGGUUCUCUCGCCAGGAUGAGACCAAAGGUACCGGGGACCUCCGAACCAUCCCAAGGUUUGAGUGGGACAAACUCUUGGAGAAUGUGCAUUGUUUGAUCAUAAGUGUGACAAAGACCGACAAGCAGGAAGCUUAUAUACUCAGUGAGAGUAGCAUGUUUGUCUCCAAGAGACGUUUCAUUUUGAAGACAUGUGGAACCACCCUCUUACUGCAAGCACUGGUGCCUCUGCUGGAACUCGCCAGGGAGUACUGCGGCUUCGACGCCAUUGAGAAUUUCUUUUACUCCCGUAAGAAUUUUAUGAAACCAACCCAUCAGGAGUUCCCUCAUCGAAACUUCCAAGAGGAAGUGGACUUUCUCAGCCAGAUUUUCCCAAAUGGUGCAGCUUACUGUAUGGGACGUUUGAACUCUGACUGCUGGUACCUGUUUACCCUGGACUUACCAGAGUACUGGGAGAACAAGCAUGCGGAUCAGACGCUGGAAGUUCUGAUGAGUGACCUCGAUCCAGCCAUUAUGGACCAGUUCUACAUGAAAGAUGGUGUUUCUGCAAGUGAUGUCACUCGUAUGAGUGGAAUUCGUGACCUGAUACCAGGUUCUGUGAUCGACGCCACGAUGUUCAACCCCUGUGGCUAUUCAAUGAAUGGAAUGAAGACCGACGGAACGUACUGGACCAUCCACAUCACCCCAGAACCAGAGUUCUCCUACGUCAGCUUCGAAACUAACCUUUCCCAGACCUCAUACGACGAGCUGGUCCGGAAAGUGGUGGAUGUGUUCAAGCCAGGAAAAUUUGUGACAACGCUGUUCGUCAAUCAGAGCUCCAAAUGUCGCAGUGUCUUUUCUUCUGCCCAGAAACUCGAGGGCUACAAGCGUCUCGACCGCCAACUGGCUCAAUUCAACGAUUACAAUUUUGUCUUCACUAGUUACGCCAAGAACUGCCAGCAGAACCAGAAGAGCUGAGGGUUGAGGAUGAAGAAGAGGCGUAAAAAGAAAGCGUGCUGCUCGGGGCUCCCCCCCGGCCGCCGGCUUUCCUUCCCCAUAGUAGAGAGCUUGUCGUCCUCUCCCCUGUCUUCCUCCUCCUCUUCCUCUUCGGCCCACGUCCUCCCUUCCCUCUGCUGUCUCGGUGCUGAUGAGGUCGCGAGCCCUAGUUUAACCUCCAGUUUGAGUUGUUUGCAUUGUCGUACCUGUGACUUAGAUCUCUUGCAUGAAAGCUCUUUUCUCUGUUUCGAUAUUCUAGCUCACUCUUGCUGUGAUCUUGAAGUGCAUGUAGAAGAAUUAAACACGCUCUGUUCAAGGCUGUCCACCUGUGCCCAGUACAACGGUCCUUUCCUGCAGGUCUCCCCCCUCAUCCCCCACAGACAAGGCUUCCGCCCGCACUAGGCCUGGGCCCUGACAUGCUCAGAUCAGUCCGCCUCUGUAUGACAAAUCAGGUUAUUACCCCCUCCCUUCCC
Sphaeramia orbicularis (orbiculate cardinalfish) is the source of this 1703-nucleotide messenger RNA. RefSeq names its product adenosylmethionine decarboxylase 1 (gene amd1). The record is from RefSeq and is a predicted model, not a curated record. Gene Ontology annotation, cellular component: cytosol. NCBI's taxonomy places the organism in Eukaryota, Metazoa, Chordata, Actinopteri, Kurtiformes, Apogonidae. Gene Ontology annotation, molecular function: adenosylmethionine decarboxylase activity. The transcript is spliced from 9 exons. Gene Ontology annotation, biological process: spermidine biosynthetic process; spermine biosynthetic process. Bases 205 to 1212 code for a protein of 335 amino acids.